Cynara cardunculus var. scolymus (artichoke) is the source of this 861-nucleotide messenger RNA. RefSeq names its product endoribonuclease YBEY, chloroplastic-like. Gene Ontology annotation, molecular function: metalloendopeptidase activity. The record is from RefSeq and is a predicted model, not a curated record. Gene Ontology annotation, biological process: rRNA processing. Bases 29 to 829 code for a protein of 266 amino acids. The transcript is spliced from 8 exons. Lineage: Eukaryota; Viridiplantae; Streptophyta; Magnoliopsida; Asterales; Asteraceae.
GCCAAAGUUCAACUAUAUCUUCUGUGACAUGGAUGGUACCCUGCUGAAUAGUAAAAGUCGAGUAUCUGCUACAAAUGCAAAUGCUUUGAGAGAGGCUUCAUCAAGGGGUAUAAAAGUGGUGUUAGCCACUGGAAAAACUCGUCCAGCUGCUAUAGCUCUAUUGGAGAUGGUGGAUUUAGCAGGCCGAGAUGGAAUUGUCUCCGAGUAUUCACCUGGUGUUUUCAUACAGGGUUUGCUUGUUUAUGGCAAAGAAGGCCAGGAAAUUCACAGAAUAAAUUUGAAUCAAGAUGUUUGCAGAGAGGCAUUUGAUUACUCUGUCAAGCACAGUAUUCCACUAAUCGCGUUCAGUGAGAGUCGAUGCUUGACCCUAUUUAACCAUCCUCUCGUAGACUCCCUCCACACUGUGUAUCUUGAGCCGAAGGCAGAGAUUAUGCCUUCAGUGGAGCAGCUUUUAAGUAGUGGUGAUGUACAGAAGGUGGUAUUUCUAGACACUGCUGAAGGGGUGGCUGGUACCCUCAGGCCAUACUGGGAAGAAGCAAUAGCAGGUCGUGCCUGUGCUGUCCAAGCACAGGCAGAUAUGCUUGAAAUUGUACCCAUUGGUACUUCUAAGGGCAGUGGAGUAAGAAAGCUGCUGGACCAUUUUGGUGCUACUGCAAGUGAGGUAAUGGCAAUUGGUGAUGGCGAAAAUGAUGUUGAGAUGAUGGAAUUGGCUUCUUUAGGCGUAGCUAUGAGUAAUGGAUCAGAGAAGACAAAAGCUGUGGCUAACGUGAUUGGUGCCAGCAAUGACGAAGAUGGAGUUGCUGAUGCUAUAUACAGGUAUGCAUUUUAAACAACAUUUGAGCUUGAAGACUCGAAAACUUG